AUGGACAGGUUCACCACCAAAUUCAAGACGACAGUGUUGACAGUACUCAACACACCAGCUGCAUGGAUCUUCCGCUGUCCCUCACCUGCUACAGUGAGAACUGAUACUUGUACCACUGAAGAGUUUAAUGAAAUCAUGAAUGGAUUCUUCCAAGCUGAAGCUGAUAACUCAACUGAAGAAGAUGUUGAUGAAGGAGAUGAUUUUAAUGAAGAUGUUGACGAUCUUGAAUCUAAUGAAAUUGAAGAAGGCGAUGAUGAUCUGAAACUCAGAGCUGUCGACUGGCGUAAAAGGGGUUUGGUUACUCAAAUGAAAAGCCAGGUGGGGCCCUGUGGCUCUUGCUGGGCUUUCAGCAUGACUGGUGCCAUUGAAGGACAAUGGGCAAAGCAAGGAUCCUGCAAGUUUCAGAAAAGUAAUAUUGUUGCCAAAGUCGCCAGAUACAGAAACAUACAAAGAGGAGAACGUUGUUUAGCGAGGGCUUCGAGAAGAAUUGGACCAAUCGCUGUUUCGCUUAAUGCUCGUCCAAAGACCUUCCACUUCUAUAAACAAGGAGUUUACGCUGAUCCAAGUUGCACCCAACGCCGCGGCCAUGCAGUGCUCUUGGUUGGAUAUGGAAGGGAGCGUAGAAUGAACUAUUGGCUGGUUAAGAACAGUUGGGGGACAGAAUGGGGUGGAGAAGGUUACAUCAAAAUCGCUAAGGAUAAGGGAAAUCUGUGUGGAAUUGCCAACUAUGCAGUCUAUCCAACAGUGAAAAGGAGAAUGUGUAAAAUCGCAGUUUCUUCUGACUCAGCCAGAAAGAAAGAGGGAACCAUUUCUGCUGAUGUUGACUCAUUCAAUGCCAUUACUUUCGCUGCCUGCUGCAAUUUGAAAAGUGGGAUAAUAUCAGCUUCUGCACAUUUCUAUAGCUUCACAUAA
Molecule: messenger RNA, 912 nt
Organism: Stegostoma tigrinum
Lineage: Eukaryota; Metazoa; Chordata; Chondrichthyes; Orectolobiformes; Stegostomatidae
Product: procathepsin L-like
Exons: 7
Coding region: 1-912 (303 amino acids)
Biological process (GO): immune response
Cellular component (GO): lysosome
Molecular function (GO): cysteine-type endopeptidase activity
Source: RefSeq, a predicted model, not a curated record